AUGUCAAAACAACAGCGCUCAACUCCGUCUGAUUCAGCGCUCCCUUAUCGAAUCCAGUUGGAUCAUAAAAAUAUGGUACUUUUGCGGGCUGCCGACAAGGAAUUAUUUUUAGUAGAUAUCAACUGCGCGAUGGUAAGCCGUCGAUGCCAUAAAUAUCUGAAGGAAGAGAGGGUAAAGAGCGACGUAGUGCAGCUUGCUGUGCAGGAAAUGAAAAGCUCUGAGGAAUGCUCUACAAGUGAUGGUGUAGCUUCUGAUCAGAAAGAAGUAAUCGGUUCAAUUGCUUAUCCAGUUAUUGAUCUGCCAGAUAUUGCUUCGGAUGUGCUCGAUCUUGCUAUUGGGUUCAUGUAUAACAAAUACAAACUCGAUGUCGAUUCAGAAAAGCAACUCGCCCAUCAGCCAAAAUGGUGUCAUUCUUCUGCCGCGAAACUCAUCGCGGCGAGUGUUUUGUUGGAGAUGUGA
Messenger RNA from Phytomonas sp. EM1, 459 nucleotides. Lineage: Eukaryota; Euglenozoa; Kinetoplastea; Trypanosomatida; Trypanosomatidae. The record is from the annotation of a GenBank genome assembly.